UUAUUUACUCGAUUUGUCGGAUAUUAAUAUUUUUCAUUUUCUAAAUUAAGUGAAAAAUAUAUAUAUUAUAUUAACCUCAGGGUCGCAGAGUUUUACAUGUCAGUUAAUUAUAGGAGCAUCAUCCUUUGUUAUUAAUCUUAUUGUUUAAAUUAAGGAGGGUAGUAUUGUAUCAAUGCCGCCUCAAAGGUAUACACACGCUAUAGUAGCAAGAAUUUCAGACACCAUAAAGAAGAAUGGUGAAUUUGAUUAUGAUAAAGCAAAACAACAGCAUCAAAACUUCUGCUCAUUGUUACGAGAUAUUGGUUUGGACGUCAUUGAGUUGCCGCCAGAUGAAACGUUACCGGAGGGUGUUUUUGUAGAAAAUGCGGCAAUAAUAUGCAAUGGAGUAGCUUUAAUGAGUAAAUCGGACAACUUAUUUCGACAAAGGGAGGCGGACAGUAUGGAAAUCAUUCUAAAGAAAGAGCUUGAUAUCCCUGUGGUUAACCCUAACAUCCCAAAUGCAAUAUUGGACGGGGGAGAUGUUUUAUUUACGGGUCGUGAAUUCUUUGUGGGCAUAUCCAACUAUACAAACGAAGAUGGCGCAAAAUCUGUUGCAGUUGCUUUUCCCGAAUAUCCUGUAACGCCAAUCAAGGUUAGUGGGAAUAAACGUCUUAAGUAUUAUGUUGCAAUGGCUGGUCCAGAUGUAUUAUCUGUAAGUACAAGUAUCUACUGCCAGGAAAUUGUUAAACGGAUGGAACGAGAAGCAAGUUUUAAGUAUCAAAAAAUUACUCUGCCUGAGGAAUAUGCUGCCAAUAUGAUAUAUGUUAACGGCUUUCUUAUACAUCGAUCGCCCGAGGAAAUUCCUGCUUCUUAUAAGGUUAUUAAAGAAAAAAUUGACACACCAAGCCGAAAUAUAAAUAUUAGCGAAUUUGGACAAUUCUCAAGUGGUCUAACUUCGGCUUGCCUGUUAUUGCGUCGAUGGAAAUCAAUAAGAAAUAUUUAAAUAAUACUACAGUUACGCUCGAAUUGUGGUUAAUAAUCAGUAGAAGUAAUUAUUUCCGCCAAUAGUUGUUUAAUUAAAUAUACAUAUAUAACUGUGACAAGCCUAUUCAAUUUAAAUUAUUUAAAUAUAUGCUUACAAUGUUAUAUUAUUAUCUAGUUCAAAUAUAUAUACACAUAUAAAAAUAUAUUGUAUAUAUUACAAAAAAUUGUUAUAAAAUAUAAAUUAAUAUUUCUAAUAUAAGAAAAAUUCCAUUUUGAAACAACACAUUUCAUUAAAGUCAUCGGCAAAAAGCAAAGGGAAGGUAUAUGGUUGGUUCGGGUUGUUCAAUAAUUACUGCAGCUCUGUUACUUCUUUCAUUGUGUGCACUCAUAUGAAUGUUGGUACCGAUAUUAGCUAUUAUUAAUCUAUUUUUAACAGUCUGUUGUAGUAGUAUAGAACUUCAACUUAUGUAUGGUCUUUGAACAUUGAAGAUAGCUCAAUUUUAGCUCUGACCAUUCCUCAAUCAAAUUGGUAUGAAAAUCCAAUAACCACGUUAUUGAAUAAACACACUGCUUUGUGCAACUUUUAAACCAUACUCAAGCUCAAAAUGCUGAGUAGAAGAGCACAUUGGAUUUUCGUGGCAAUCUAAGAGGGAAAUAAAAAAAAAACAGAAUAUAUUAGAGAAGAAGAAUAAGAAGAAACGUUAAGUUCGGUUGCACCGAAGCUAUAAUACCCUUCACAAAUAAAAAGUUUUCCACACAAGAGUUUGACCUUGAUCAUUCGACUUGUAUGGAAGAUAUCGGUGGUUCCGACAAAUGAGAAGUUUCUUGUAGAGAAAAGGAUGUUUGCAAAAUUUCGGCUCUGUUCAGCUCAUCAUAUUUUAUUAUGUCUCCCACGUUUCCUUCUGGGUGUCAGCUUAUAAAAAUGAAACAGUUGAAAAUAAUUCAUUCAAUACUUAUCUGCCUAAACUCAAGGCUGCUAAAAUUAUUGGCAAUUCGCUCUGGAAAGCAGCAAGAAAUACGACUAACAAAAUAACACAUGUCGCACCAAUAAAGAUAAACGACUCUACUAUAUAGGCAAAAACAAUUAAACAAAUGAAUGAAAGAAAUUGUAUUCGCAAAUCGCACCGAUAUUACCCAUUAACUAUCAUCAUUAAAGUACCUCACAUACAAUCACCAAUCAUGUGGAGCAGAGUCAGCCGAAUGUUCGAAAAUCCUAGGUCAAGUUUUCGCUCAAAUUUGUCCAUUUUAGGCCCAAAGAUACACUCAUGAUUAAAACACGCUCUCGCAAUUUCAGUAAGAUAAAUGAAAUAUUGACUGAUAUAUCCAGCAUAAAGUCACCUUGAAGUUCGAAAAUCUUUAUAUUAGGUAUAUGGGGGCUCAGGAAAGUAUUGGCCCACUUUUUGACAUACAGACACCGAUAUUUUCGGUCGAAAGUCAACUAUAGACACUGGAGUCCUAUCGGUACCUAUUUUUGGUCAAAAGGUGCCAUACUUUAAGGGAAUUAUUACUGCAAAGUUUUAUUCCGUUAUAUUAAUCACUUCUUGAUUUGUGUACUGGAAAGUGAAAAAAUCAAAUGGAAUUUUAAAUUGAGUUAUGUGGAAAGUAGGCGUGUGGUUGUAGUCCGAUUUUGCCUAUUUUCACACCGUAACAUAGGAAUAUUAGAAAAAUUAGACGUACUAAAUUUAGUCGAAAUCGGUUGGUCGGGUUCCGAGAUAUGGGAUUUCACCAAAAAGUGGGUGGUGCAAUGCCCAUUGUCCAAUUUUCACACCGGUUCUCAUAAAACCUUCUCAUAUCAUCUCGGAGAAAAAAUUUAAUAUUUCUGGCGUUAUGGAUUUAUUGCGCUUUUAGUAGUUUUGAACUGUAUUGUGAUAUGGUGAGUGAGCGGGGGUAUCUACCGAUUUCAUUCAAUUUCACACUGUCGGUAGGGGUUCUUAAAAUAUUCGAGCUCAGCAAAUUUGGUUGCUGUGGCUUUAGUGGCUUAGGAGAUAUGUUCAUUAAACAUAGUAGAGGGCGUGGCCACGCCCACUUUUCCAAAAUUUUUUACCCACAGGUGCCCCUUGGCACUGCGUUCCUCUGUGCCAAAUUAUAAUUUUAUAUCUCCAUUUAGUGCUUAGUUAUGGCACUUUAUAAGUUUUCGGCUGAUGGCGAUUGUAUGUCUCUGACGUGUUUGUUUUUUGAUUUAUUACGAUUUUAGUAGUAGUUAGAUUUGUGGGCGUGGCAGUGGUCCAAUUACGCCCAUCUACGAACUCGAAAUACAUCUGUACAUGCGUUGCUUCGAGUAUGUGAAAUGUUGAAAUAGUCGGCGCUUCUUACCUGUUUGAUAUUCUUUUCAAUUUAGAAAGAAUUAAAGGUUGAAACUAUUAUUUUAUGUAAACUGUUUUUUAUUCAAUGAAACUAAUUGUACAGGUAAAUAUAACUAUAUCUAUUAUACUACGAUUUUAAUGUUUUACUCGUAGUACUCUUGCUCGAUGAUGUUACUAUAAUUUUACAAAUCUUCUGUUCUCUGGAUUUCUUAUUCUAAAUUUAAGCAAACGCAGUUGCUCUUAUGCUGUUGUCUAAAAUUAAAAUUAAAUUAAAA
Molecule: messenger RNA, 3541 nt
Organism: Bactrocera neohumeralis
Lineage: Eukaryota; Metazoa; Arthropoda; Insecta; Diptera; Tephritidae
Product: N(G),N(G)-dimethylarginine dimethylaminohydrolase 1
Exons: 6
Coding region: 173-982 (269 amino acids)
Biological process (GO): arginine metabolic process; positive regulation of nitric oxide biosynthetic process
Molecular function (GO): amino acid binding; dimethylargininase activity
Source: RefSeq, a predicted model, not a curated record